GUUGACGUCACGAUGAUAGAGUCCAGGCUUAUUACUUGCCUGUGUAUCUCUGGCUGCUGCAGAUCAUCAUCAAUCUGCACAGAGCACACGAGGACAACUUAUUGCAGUAAUGGAGAUCUGAGCAAUUAACAUCCUAUUAAACAUCUGUAACCACCAUCAGCUGAAAAACCAAGCAUAUUUCUUUUUCAUUAUUACUACAGCCAAUAUUUUAUUAACGGAAGGUUCUCCCGGCAGCAUGACAGACAAUCUUCCAAACAGUGUUGUUCAAAUGGAACCUGUUAUCAACGGGUUACACAUGCAAGAUGGCCCUACAAAAGUCACCGGAGGGUCUACGCUCACCUUCCACAACAUCAAUUACAGAGUUAAAAUUAAAACUGGAUUGUUGUGCUGCAAGAAGAUAGUGAAGAGAGAAAUAUUGAAAGAUCUCAAUGGAAUUAUGAGACCUGGCCUCAAUGCCAUCUUGGGACCCACUGGAAGUGGCAAAUCAUCGCUUCUGGAUGUCCUUGCUGCCAGGAAGGACCCACACGGCUUGUCUGGGGAAGUUCUAGUUGAUGGAAAACCUCAGCCUCCCAACUUUAAAUGCAUCUCUGGUUAUGUUGUGCAAGAUGAUGUUAUAAUGGGAACCCUCACAGUAAGAGAAAACUUGCAGUUCUCUGCAGCUCUCCGAUUGCCCAGAUCAUUGAGACAAAAGGACAAAGAUGAGAGGAUCAAUCAAAUCAUCAAGGAGCUAGGAUUGACCAAGGUAGCAGACUCAAAGGUGGGCACGCAGCUGAUCCGUGGAGUGUCUGGAGGAGAAAGAAAAAGAACUAAUAUUGGCAUGGAGCUGAUCACUGACCCUGGUGUGUUAUUCUUAGACGAGCCAACCACUGGUUUGGAUGCCAGUACUGCCAACGCUGUCCUGUUGCUGUUAAAAAGAAUGUCCAGGCAAGGAAAGACAAUCAUCUUCUCUAUCCACCAACCUCGUUAUUCCAUCUUCAGACUGUUUGAUACUUUGACUUUGCUAGCGGGAGGUAGAAUGUUAUACCACGGUCCCGCUCAGUCUGCCCUGGAUUACUUCACGGAGCUGGGUUAUGAAUGUGAGGAACACAACAACCCGGCUGACUUCUUUUUAGAUGUCAUCAAUGGAGACUCAACAGCUGUAGCUCUGAACAAAAUGGACACUGUAAAUUUGGAUUUGAAUGAGGUAAAUGAUGGUGGAGUUCAAACAGUGGUAGAAAAGUUAUCAGAACAGUUCGUCGGCACCGGUUACUAUCGUGAAACAAAAGCCGAGUUGCAGAAAUUAUCACUGGGCGAGAAAGUAAAAACCAAUUUUUUCUCCAGACAAAUCACAUACAACACAUCAUUUUUCCAUCAACUCAAGUGGGUGUCUAAGAGAAACUUCAAAAACCUGUUGGGGAACCCUCAAGCAUCUGUUGCACAGGUGGUGGUUAGCCUUAUUUUGUCGCUUAUUGUGGGAGCCAUUUUUUUUGGCGUUCAAGAAAAUGAAAGUGGGAUUCAGAACAGAGUCGGCUCUCUGUUCUUCAUUACAACAAACCAGUGUUUCAGCAGUGUCUCUGCCAUUGAACUCUUCAUUGUGGAGAAAAAGAUUUUUAUACAUGAAUAUAUCAGUGGAUAUUACAGACUGUCUUCAUACUUUUUCUCAAAGUUAAUGUCAGAUUUACUUCCCAUGAGAACAUUGCCAAGUGUCAUAUUUACUUGUGUUAUCUAUUUCAUGAUAGGGUAUAAACCUACUGCAGGGGCUUUCUUCAUUAUGAUGUUUACUUUGAUGAUGACAUCCUACACUGCCACUUCCAUGGCACUUGCAGUAGCAGCCGGUCAAGAUGUUGUCGCAGUAGCCACCCUUCUGAUGACAAUCUGCUUCGUUUUUAUGAUUAUCUUCUCAGGGUUACUGGUGAACUUGACAUCCAUCAUGAGUUGGCUAUCCUGGCUGAAGUACUUCAGUAUUCCCAGAUAUGGUCUAACAGCUCUACAAGUAAACGAAUUCACUGGACUGGAUUUUUGUUCUCAAAACAUCACUAAACCAGACGUUACUGGAAACUGCAGCACCCCCAGUCCUUUUUCCACGUGCACAGGAGAAGAAUAUUUGAGCAUGCAAGGAAUUGAUUACACUUCAUGGGGCUUGUGGCAGAACCACUUAGCCUUAGCUUGUAUGACAAUUAUAUUCCUCACAAUUGCCUAUGUGAAGCUGUAUUUUAUGAAGAAGCUCACCUAAGUUAAAGCUUGAAUGAUGGAAUCUGGUCAUUCCUCAGCCUUAUGUAUAUUACAUGUAUAUAUGUGUUCUAUUGGUGACACAGCUGAGAUUAAUUAACCGUAACGGACGCAUUGCUAUUACUAAUUCUUGCAGUUCACUAUUUUUUUACAUUUAUUUUUAAUGCAGGUUUAUGACUGUGUGUCAGUCGGUGCUUUUCAAUAUGCCCUAUUAUUUGAGCCAAUAAUAGUUUAUUUGCUGUAUGCAAGAAUGUUUUGUAUUAAUAAUCACCCUUUAUAGCAAGUGUAUUUGUUUAUAUAUACAUGUUUUAAUCUUAGCUGUAUUUCAUAAUGUUAACAGUGUUCUACGGUUGUGUAAAUUUUACUUGCUUGAUUAUUUAUGGAUAAUUUCAGUUUAUUAAAUUUAGUAACGUUAAACUUUCUGGUUAGAUAUAAAAACCUGAAAAUAAAUAAUUUUUUUGUAUUUUCGGUUAAUUCUUUGUUAUAACACAGUACUGUAAACAAACUGAAUUAACCUACUGAUAACAAAAAAUACUGUAUUUAAACCUCUGUAAAUUCAUAAAAAAAAUUUCAGUUGCAAAAAAGUAUAUUAUUAAGCACCAAGUGCCUGUUUUGAUUUGAAAAAAUACAUAAAGUUCUAUUUAUAUUCUGAA
Bombina bombina (fire-bellied toad) is the source of this 2861-nucleotide messenger RNA. RefSeq names its product ATP binding cassette subfamily G member 2 (Junior blood group) (gene ABCG2). Gene Ontology annotation, cellular component: plasma membrane. The record is from RefSeq and is a predicted model, not a curated record. Lineage: Eukaryota; Metazoa; Chordata; Amphibia; Anura; Bombinatoridae. Gene Ontology annotation, molecular function: ATP hydrolysis activity; ATP binding; ABC-type transporter activity. The transcript is spliced from 16 exons. The coding region runs from base 236 to 2212 and encodes 658 amino acids.